ACCUUGCAGACUGUAGAUCGUCUCACAUCAUGGUCAAUGCCGUUGCUCGUCUGGAGACAACUAUAAACGUGGUCACUGUCAGCAACACCUCUUCUUCAAGCGCUCCUUCCUCAAACCGCUUCUACAAUCAUGGUGCUCAAGAGCCAUUUAUUGCUGCUCUUACCAUCCACUGUUCUCUUAUCAGCAAUUACUACUGUCGCGUCGAAAUGUGCGGCCGGCGUCCUCCCAACACCGAGCGUUUUUGGAGCCUCCGUCCUGACCCUGGAUGCCGUUGAAUCGACCCUUGAAUCUACGUCCAUUGACUUCUGCAAUGUCACGCUCACUUAUACGCACCCAGGACAGAGUGAUCUUAUCAAGGUCUGGCUCGGCCUACCCAACGCGUGGAACGGCAGAUUCCAAGGUGUUGGAGGUGGCGGCUGGGUGACUGGCUUCCCUUCUGAAAUGGUAUCAGCCAUCUCGCAGGGCUAUGCUGCAGUCUCGACGGACGGAGGACACGAUGGUUUUGGCGAAAUUGCAGACUCGUGGGCGUUGAACAGUCCGGGAAAUGUCGACCUAUACGCAUUGCAGAACUUCGCUUCCGUGGCACUCAACGAUAUGACUGUUUUGGGCAAGCAGCUGACAGAAGCGUACUACGGCAAUCCCAUCUCGAAAUCAUACUGGUCUGGCUGCUCCACUGGAGGUCGUCAGGGUCUCAUGCUCGCGCAACGGUAUCCUGGGACUUACGAUGGUAUCCUGGCACAAGCACCGGCGGUCAACUGGGAGUUCAUCGCUGCUAUGUUCUGGCCUCAAUGGAUUAUGCAGCAGAUCGGGUACUUUCCGCCGCAGUGCGAGCUGGACGCUAUCACUACUGCCGCCACGAUUGCGUGCGAUGAGCUCGAUGGGCUAAAGGACGAUAUCAUCGGACUGACAGGCCAGUGCGACUUUGAUCCCAGCACCGUCGUUGGCCAAGAGUACGCCUGUAGUAAUGUGACGGGCGCGAUCUCGAAAGAAGCGGCGGAGAUUGUCAGGAAGACGUGGCGAGGGGCCACGAACGCGGAAGGAGUACUGCAAUUCCCUGGCAUCGCUCCAGGUUCGCCCCUGGGCGGCAUUGUUGGUACCACGUGCGAUGCGAGCGGAGUUUGCACCGGUAAACCCUUCCUCAUAACGACAGACUGGCACAGGCUCUUCAUCCAGAAAGACCCCAACUUCGACCCGUACAAUUACACUCGGGCGGGCUGGGAUGCAUCUUUCCACGCUUCCGUGCAGCAAUACACGUCAAUUAUCGGCACCAGCGACCCUGACCUCUCUGAGUUCAAGAACUCAGGGGGCAAAAUGAUCACAUGGCAUGGUAUGGCCGACCAGCUGAUACCGUUCAACAGCACGGUCCACUACUACAAUCGAGUGCUCGGGCUGGACGUCAAUACGACAGACUUCUACCGAUUUUACUCCGCGCCAGGUGUCGACCACUGCAGGGGAGGUUUGGGUGCUGCGCCAACAGAUCCCCUGGCUGAGCUGGUAUCCUGGGUUGAAGACGGCAAAGCGCCGCAGACGCUGGCUGCUAAUCGAACUGUCAACGGAACGGGCUGGAAAAAGGAGCUGUGCUUGUUCCCGCUGUCGUCGAUAUACAAGGGCGGCGAUCCGGCUGUUGCAUCGUCGUACUUGUGCGAGUGAUGCACACGCUCCUAUUCAGUGAAGACCGAUGACAUGGUUCCGACCAGGUCUGACUAGAUCACUGCAAGGAUAGUAACGAGUGCAGGUGGGUCUGAACUGAGAAUCGAUGUAAUGAUGAACUUCUUCAACGUAAAUAGGGCAUUUACGACUGUUGUUGGAGAGAGGCAGUACGAACAGCUAGUUAGUGGCAUACAUUAGAGCUUGAAUUGCUCGCCGUUCAAAGUUCUCGAGCAACAAAUUUUGCUUUCCAUCAUGAAGGUCAUUUGCAAAUUUCACUGAAACAACCUAAAGCCUGCGAUAGGGCAUGCUGAAAUCCCCUC
Messenger RNA from Didymella exigua CBS 183.55, 1970 nucleotides. RefSeq names its product tannase and feruloyl esterase. The transcript has a single exon. NCBI's taxonomy places the organism in Eukaryota, Fungi, Ascomycota, Dothideomycetes, Pleosporales, Didymellaceae. The coding region runs from base 130 to 1650 and encodes 506 amino acids. The record is from RefSeq and is a predicted model, not a curated record.